AUGGCUAUAACAGUGUUAUCCUUAUUUGUAAACGAAACUGAAAUCUCAAAUUUAUGGAAAUUUGAUUUGAUCGGAAUCAGUGAUCCUGUUGAGAAAAAAAAUCUAAUAAACGAGAUUGAUCUUCAGACCAAGAAGCAUUUUUUAGAAAUAGCGACAGUUAAUAAAGAGGGUCGAUAUGAGGUUUGUUUAUCGUGGUCUAAUGAUAAGUCACUUUUGUCCGCCAACUUGGAUUUGGCGAGAAAAAGGCUCGACUACACUACUUCAAAUCUUGUAGCUAUGAAUAUGUAUGUGAAAUAUGAAAAUGUUCUUCUAAACUGGUUAGAUGAAGACAUAAUAAAGGAAGUUCCGAAGAACGAAAUGACCUCUUAUGGUAAUUAUUUACCUCCCUGUGCUGUGAUAAAAGUAAAACUAAGUAGCAGCGCCCAGUGUGAUGCUUCAGCUCGAUUAGCCACUUAUCCAUCUUUGAAUCAGUACUUGGAAUGUGGUCCUAAUCUUAUUGAGCUUAUACCAGAUAUUCUUCUUCGAUUCAGAGAUAGAAAGUUUGGCGUUAUAGCUGACAUUAGGAAAGCUUUUCUACAAAUAAAUAUUCGUAAUGAGGAUAGAGAUUUCCUGCGGUUCUUGUGGUGGAAAAAUAGGGAAUAA
Argiope bruennichi is the source of this 642-nucleotide messenger RNA. RefSeq lists its product as uncharacterized. The transcript has a single exon. The coding region runs from base 1 to 642 and encodes 213 amino acids. Lineage: Eukaryota; Metazoa; Arthropoda; Arachnida; Araneae; Araneidae. The record is from RefSeq and is a predicted model, not a curated record.